CUCUUGACUUUUUUUUGGGGGUGUUACUUUCGAGAAUGAUAGGCCAACCUUGACUUGGCCUUGGCCUUUCCCCAUUCGCGAUAAGGAGGAGAACGUUGUACCCAGGAGCAAUCCCCAUUGUCGUAACAAGCGGCCCUGAUUUUCGUAUCAUAAAUGGGAUUCAUGCUGCCUUUCUGUUGAGUGUCACUGUUCUUUGGUUUGUCCAGAGAUAUGAGACCAUCCUUCCUUCGUUAGUCUAUCUUGAUUUUCAAGGCGUCAAACAAGCUAUUCCGCACUCUCAACUUACUCCAUCUCCUGGCCUUGCAAUAUGGCAAGCAGCCUUAUCAGACGUUUUCCCGAGAGCAUUCCUGCUCCUCAUUUUCAGGCGAAAGGUGCCGAAAACGUGCAUGGAGAGGAUAUGUGGCUGGACAAUGAUGACAUUCGACCACUGAAACUGGCUGACCGGACUUGGAAUCUUUGGACUUACCUGACUUUCUGGUUCUCUGCAACCGCCACCGUGUCAAACUGGUACGCAGCAUCCAGCGCGCAGGCCCUGGGUCUGAGUAUGUGGGAAUCGAUCGGAUGCUCAUUUGGCGGUCAAAUUCUCAUCGCUAUCGUCAUUGUGCUCAAUGGACGAGCAGGUGCGAAGUAUCACAUUGGAUACCCGAUCCUGAACAGAGCAGCAUUUGGCGUGUUUGGUGCUUGGUGGCCAACUUUCAAUCGAGCUGUGAUGGCUAUUGUCUGGAACGGCGUGAAUGCUGUCCAGGGUGGGCAAUGUAUUUAUGUCAUGCUCCACGCUCUCACACCUAAGAUCGCCAAUAUUAAGAACGUGAUGGGCUCCGGAUCAGUCCUUGAUUCUGGUGGGAUGAUAGGAUUCGCAAUCUUCUGGAUUUUAACCUGCUGUUUCCUCGUUAUUCCAGUCCCAAAGAUGAGAGGCCUCGUGUACGCAAAGCUCAUCGUCUUCAUCAUUUCCGCCAUCGCCAUGUGUGCCUGGACUCUCACCCUAGCCGGUGGUAUCGGCGAAGUCGCCCGCCAACCCGGAACAGCACACGGCUCAACGAAAGCCUGGCUAAUCGUCCGCUUCCUCCUCCUCGGCGCUGCAAGCUGUGCAACAUUUGCUUCAAACGCGGCAGAUUUCCAAAGAUAUGCCACAAAACCCAACGACGUACUUCUUGGGAAUUUAGUCGGCUUUCCCCUUUCCAACUUCCUCGUUGCUGUGGUAGGCAAUCUAGUAGGAAGCAGCAGCCAAGUCCUCUACGGAAAAAUCAUCUGGUCGCCACUAACCUACCUCGACAUGCUUCAAACUUCCUCUUAUACCUCCUCCCGUCGAGCCGGUUGCUUCUUUAUCGCUGCCGCCUUCGCCUAUAGCGCCAUCUUCUCCUCGAUCUUCGAGAACUCGUUGCCGGCUGGGAACGACAUCGCUGCUCUCUUUCCAAAGUACAUUUCUGUUAGGAAGGGAUUCUUCAUUUGCGCUGUUAUCUCAUUCGCGAUUAAUCCGUGGUAUCUUUUGGGGAGCGCGAGUAUAUUUAUUUCAUUCCUUGCCUCGUAUCAAAUAUUUCUCUCGUCGAUCACGGGGGUCCUGUUAUGCCAUUACUAUGUUAUUUCGCGCGGGUACCUGGAGAUCGAUGAUCUCUAUACAAGUAGGAAGGAGGGAGUGUAUUGGUAUUUCCAUGGCUGGAAUUGGCGCGCCUAUCUUGCGUAUGUGGUCGGCAUUGCACCGAAUUUUUACGGGUUUCUGAAUAAUAUGGGGGUGCACGCGUCGGACGGAGUAGUGAAGGCGUAUUAUUUUGCGUAUCCGAUUGGGCUGUGCGUUAGCUUUUUGGUUUAUUGGGGGGCAUGUUGGAUUAGUAGGCCGGCGGGCAUGGUGGGAUUGGGGGAAUGGAGGGAGGUUAAGGAUUAUGUGCGGCCGGAGGAGAGGGGUGUGGAAGGGAGGGCAGAUGUCGAGAGUGAGAGUGGGGGGAGUGUGGAGAGGGAGAUGGUGGUGAAGGAGGCUGCGGUUGGGGUAAGUCCGGCGAGGAGUGUGGAUAAAUAGAUCUUAGAAUUGAACAGAGGAUUAGAUGGCGUCAUGUACAAUAGAUACUAGACCAAGAAUGGUUUUGUUUGGUAUAUCAUAUGUUCUGGAUUGAGGUUGUCUAAUAGUGUGCGGAGCCAGAUCUUGGAGACGAAUAUAUCUAGAUGAUGCGAACUCAUUUGAAAGACAUGUUUACUAUUUAGCUUAUGAAGAGGUAAUGUAAGAACAAAGACUCUCCUCUCGCUAUGAAACAGUUUUCGAUGACACGUUCACGUUCUCCUCGAUCUCGGUGUCAAAGCUGCCGCCGACACCGAGUAAACUUGGGCGAACAGCCCCCUAUCUUAUCAAGUCAACUGAUAUCCCGAUAAGAGACCUCAGAAAAACAUAUCUGGAGUGCGACGUGCAACAAAAGACCUUAGCGUGUGACUCAUUCAUUCACUGCAGAUAUCGA
This is a messenger RNA of Hyaloscypha bicolor E, 2441 nucleotides long. RefSeq lists its product as uncharacterized. Gene Ontology annotation, molecular function: nucleobase transmembrane transporter activity. Lineage: Eukaryota; Fungi; Ascomycota; Leotiomycetes; Helotiales; Hyaloscyphaceae. Gene Ontology annotation, cellular component: plasma membrane. The transcript is spliced from 5 exons. Bases 308 to 2011 code for a protein of 567 amino acids. The record is from RefSeq and is a predicted model, not a curated record. Gene Ontology annotation, biological process: nucleobase transport; transmembrane transport.